AGCUUCUAGAAAGGUAGGGGUUAUAGGCUGGCCGGCAGGCUGUGCCCCUCAAGCUGGACCGACGGGAAAGAAGGAAGUAGUUAAAAAAUCUCACAGAAGAAGUCAGCCUGAGUGGUGCUGCCUCCUGGGAAGCCACCAGCCAUGACGCUCUUCUUGCUCGCCUUCCUGCUCGCUUUCUUUCCAGGGGCCUCCACAAAAAGUCCCAUAUUUGGUCCGGCCGAGGUGAGUAGUGUGGAAGGAAACUCAGUGUCCAUCAAGUGCUACUACCCAAACACCUCUGUCAACCGGCACACUCGCAAGUACUGGUGCCGGCAGGGAGCCAGUGGCCACUGCAUGACUCUCAUCUCCUCGGAAGGCUUCGUCUCUAAAGACUACGCAGGCAGAGCCAACCUCACCAACUUCCCCGAAACCAGCACAUUCGUGGUGAACAUCACUCAGCUAAGCCGGGAUGACUCUGGGAGCUAUAAGUGCGGCCUGGGUGUCAAUGGUCGAGGCCUAUCUUUUGAUGUAAGCCUGGAGGUCAGCCACGCUCCUGAGCUCGAUGACACUCACGUCUAUACAGAGGACGUGGGAAGAACAGUGACCAUCAGCUGCCCUUUCAAACGUGAGAAUGCUAAGAACAAAAAGUCCCUGUGCAAGAAGACAGGGCAGGUCUGCGAUGUAGUGGUCGACUCCAUUGGGAAUACCAGCCCCAGCUACAAGGAUAGAAUAACACUUUUUAUUCAAGGAACCAGUCAAACCGAAUUCAAAGUCAUCAUCAACCACCUGAGGCCCAGUGAUGCUGGGAUGUAUGUCUGCAAGGCUGGGGAUGGGUCCAGUGCUAACACAAAGAACAUUGACCUCCAGGUGUUAGAGCCUGAACCAGAGCUGGUUUAUGGGGAUCUAAGGAGCUCAGUGACCUUUGACUGUGCUCUGGGCCCAGAGAUGGCCAAUGAGGCCAAAUUUUUCUGCCAGAUGAGCAAGGAAGGCACCUGUGAUGUGAUCAUCAACACUCUAGGGCAGAGGAAUCCAGCCUUUGAGGGCAGGAUCUUGCUCACACCCAAGGAAAACAAUGGUCGCUUUAGUGUGCUGGUAACAGGCCUGAGGAAGGAAGAUGCAGGGCGCUAUCUGUGUGGUGCCCACCCUUCGGGUCUGCUGGAGGAAGGUUGGCCCAUCCAGGCGUGGCAGCUCUUCGUCAAUGAGGAGACCACAAUGCCUCAGACUCGCUCUGUGGUGAAGGGUGUGGAAGGAGGUUCUGUGUCCGUGCUCUGCCCCUACGACCCUAAGGAAAGCAACAGCCUGAAGUACUGGUGCCGCUGGGAGGGGAUUCAAAAUGGCCGCUGCCCACUGCUGGUGGAGAGCCAGGGACUGGUUCAGGAUCAGUACGAGGGCAGGCUGGCACUGUUUGAAGACCCAGGCAAUGGCACCUACACGGUCAUCCUCAAUAAGCUCACCAGCCAGGAUGCUGGCUUCUACUGGUGCCUGACCAAUGGCGGUUCUCGCUGGAGGACGACAACAGAGCUCAAGGUUGUUGAAGGAGAGCCAAGCCUCAAGGUACCCAAGCAGGUGACCGCUGUACUGGGAGGGAGCGUCACGAUCCCCUGCCAUUUCCCAUGCAAGUUCUACUCCUAUGAGAAAUACUGGUGCAAGUGGAGCAAUAGGGGCUGUCAGGCUCUGCCCAGCCAAGAAGAGAGACCUAAAGCUGCCUCUGUGGGCUGCGACCAGAACAGCCGGCUCGUCAACCUGACCCUGAACCCAGUCUCCAAGAAGGAUGAGGGCUGGUAUUGGUGUGGGGUGAAACAGGGCCACACCUAUGGAGACACUGCAGCUGUGUAUGUGGCGGUUGAAGAGACAGCAGAGGGAUCCCGUGAUGUCUCCCAAGUGAACACAAAUGCUGCUCCUAAGGUGAAGGUGGCAGAGCCCGGUGCCAGGGAGCUGACCCCGGAUAACACAGCUAUUGUGAAUCCCAGGCUUAAUGUCGAAGAAACAGUGCUGGAGGAGAGAGGAGACCAAGCCCAGGAAGGCAGGGCAUCUGCAGGGGCUGGCAGCUCGGAGGGACAUGGCAGGAGCUCCCAAGUGCUGCUCUCUACUCUGGUGCCUCUGGGCCUGGUGCUGACCGUGGGUGCCAUCACUGUGUGGGUGGCCAGAGUCCGGCACCGGAAGAAUGUGGACCGGAUUUCACUCCAAAGCUACAGGACAGACAUUAGCAUGGCAGACUUCAACAACUCCAGGGACUUCGGUGGCAAUGACAACAUGGGGGCCUCAUCAGUCACUCUAGAGACAGAUCUUGAAGCAAAACGUGAGCUGGAGACCACCACCAAGGUCCCCGAGGACCCUGAAGAACCCAAGAAAGCGAAAAGGUCGUCCAAGGAGGAAGCCGACAUGGCCUACUCAGCUUUCCUGUUCCAGUCCAACAACAUUGCUGCCCAGCUGGAAGACGGCCCCAGGGAAGCCUAGAAGCACCAGCCGCCCGCCCUGAGCAUGCCAGUCACCUUCAGAAUCACGUUGAUCUAGUCACAGCUUGCACUCACCCCUCGUUUAGGCUUUUCCUACCCGUGUGCUGUGUGCUGUGCUGGUCCCUUCCGCAGUGGCAUCAAAGCCUCACCUGAUUAUUCCCAUUGGGGAUGGGGUGUGGGGAGAGCAGUUCCCACCUGCAGCUUAUUAUGUUGAGAGAACGGAAGGUGGGGAGAAAUAUUCAGCUCUUGGGGGAG
This is a messenger RNA of Dipodomys ordii (Ord's kangaroo rat), 2690 nucleotides long. It is a transcript of the gene Pigr, whose product is annotated as polymeric immunoglobulin receptor. The transcript has 11 exons. Gene Ontology annotation, molecular function: transmembrane signaling receptor activity. Gene Ontology annotation, cellular component: plasma membrane. Lineage: Eukaryota; Metazoa; Chordata; Mammalia; Rodentia; Heteromyidae. The record is from RefSeq and is a predicted model, not a curated record. The coding region runs from base 142 to 2436 and encodes 764 amino acids.